AGCAAUUCCUACCGACGCGCGCGGUCUGAGUCAACAACCUCCCCAGUCAGCUCAAUACAUAUAUCCUUUCUCUCUGCAUUCUUCGCAGAGUGUAUCGCUAUCCAAAAUGCUCGACAUCUUCGACUUCAUCGUCGAGAAGGGCGGGAACCCAGAGAAGAUCAGGGAGUCACAGAGACGACGACAUGCCCCUGUUGAAGCUGUGGAUGAAGUGAUCGCUUUAUAUGAGGAUCACCGAAAGAGUUGGUCUACUUUGUGUCCAUGAACCUCGUUCCACGAGCUAAUGAUAAACUCUCAGCACAAUACAACGUUUCCCAAAUCAACACCAAGAUCAACGAUACCCAAAAACAAAUCGGGACCAAGAAGAAGGCCAAGGAGAAUGCGGAUGAUUUGCUAGCACAGAAGAUUGAGUUGGAGAAGGAGAAGAAGGCCAUGAACGAAUCUGCGAUUGAGAAGGAUAAGCUCUUGAAAGCUAAACUUAGAACCAUUGGCAACUUUGUUCAUGAUUCCGUACCAGUACAUAACGAUGAGGUAGGCUAGCAAUAUUAGAAAGGUGACUUGGUAUGGAUAUAUGGCUAAGAAUCGCAACAGGACUUCAAUGCCUUACAACGAGAUUGGGCGCCAGAAGGCGUCAAAGUCGAGAAGCGGGAAUGUCUUUCACACCACGAGGUUCUCACCAGAUUGGACGGUUUCGACCCCGUACGCGGCGCCAAAGUUGUCGGACACCGAGGUUAUUUCCUGCGAAAAUGGGGUGUAUUCUUGAAUCAAGCGUUGAUCAACUACGGUUUGGAGUUCUUGGAUGCCAAGGGAUAUACACCAUUGCAGACACCACAAUUUAUGUUGAAGGAGUACAUGGCAAAGACGGCUCAGUUGGAACAAUUCGACGAGGAGUUAUACAAGGUUAUUGAUGGUGAUUCACAGAACGACAAAUACCUUAUUGCUACCUCUGAGCAGCCUAUUUCUGCCUUCCAUGCGGAUGAGUGGUUGGUUGCCAAGGAUUUGCCAAUCAGAUAUGCAGGAUUCAGUUCCUGCUACAGAAGAGAGGCUGGUUCAGCUGGCAAGGAUGCUUGGGGAAUUUUCCGUGUCCAUCAAUUUGAAAAGGUGUGUAUUCAAUUUCAAAAGUUUUCUCACCAAGCUAAUCCCGACCAGAUUGAACAAUUCAUCCUCACCGAUCCUGAGAAAUCUUGGGAAGCCUUUGAUGACAUGAUUUCCGUUUCAGAAGAAUUUUAUAAAUCCCUAGGCGUCCCAUACCGAGUCGUAGCCAUCGUCUCGGGUGCUCUCAACAACGCAGCAGCCAAGAAAUUCGAUCUCGAAGCCUGGUUCCCAUUCCAAGGCGAGUACAAGGAAUUGGUCUCAUGCUCAAAUUGUACCGAUUACCAAUCUCGCGCGCUGGAAAUCCGAUAUGGUGCCAAAUUGCAGACGGAGAUUCGAAAGAAGUAUGUUCAUGCGCUCAACUCUACGCUUUGUGCUACGGAGCGGGCGCUUUGCUGUUUGUUGGAGAAUUUCCAGACUGAGGAGGUAUGAUUUAAAAGAAAUUUCCCUCAUACAUUAUUCCCCUGCUCUUUUUCUUUUGGUUCUUGUUGGGGGGGGUUCGUUGUCGGCUGCAGAAAUUAUGCUAACCUCUCACUAAAGGGGUUCAACGUGCCAGAGCCACUGAGAAAAUACUUACCUGGUGCACCGGAAUUCAUUCCUUUCACCAAGGAACUACCCAAGAAUUCCACCUCGACGACUUGGGGUAAGGAAGGGCAGGGACAAAAGGCGAAGAAGGAAAAGAAGGCUGCACCCGCUGCUGCUGCUCCUGCACCAGCAGCAGCACCUGCGGCUGGUGGUGAGAUUGAGGCUACGGAGAAGAUCAAGGAUUUGAAGGUCUAAUCUAGGGUAGAAAUGUGGAAUGAAGGACAUGAGAAGAUUGGAGUGGUGUGGCGAAAGAGAGAUUUCCCAAAGGGCUUUGUAGCUACUCAAGCUUUCUCGUAGUAUUUGGAGGUGAGGGGUGAGAAGAUAUCAAUAAGAAGUGAACAAACAGCCUUUUGGUCUUAUAAGAUAAG
Molecule: messenger RNA, 2042 nt
Organism: Hymenoscyphus albidus
Lineage: Eukaryota; Fungi; Ascomycota; Leotiomycetes; Helotiales; Helotiaceae
Source: the annotation of a GenBank genome assembly